Messenger RNA from Clonostachys rhizophaga, 462 nucleotides. Lineage: Eukaryota; Fungi; Ascomycota; Sordariomycetes; Hypocreales; Bionectriaceae. The record is from the annotation of a GenBank genome assembly.
AUGUUAUGGGAACUUUUCAUCAAGUCGAUGCUCGCCGUCUGUUUUGGCAUGCGGAUAUUCUUUUCAACUGUGGGAAUAUCAUUUCCUCCAUCCGUGGCAUGUAUGAUCAUCUUCUUCAUUCUGCUGCUAUGCUCCGAAGCUCUGCUAGGUACGCGUCCAACGAACGCCGUCGUGGGGCUUAUCAAGGGAGAUUGGGCAUUGAAAUUGAUUAACAAUUUCUUCGCUCCUGCAUUUAUAAUGUUUCCUACCAGUCCUCCAAUUGCCAUUUCUGAGGUGAUGAAGAUCAUCGCCGUAUUCUGUGAGUCGAUUCAACAACAAGCACCAGGAUUACCUCUAAUAGCGAAUUUAACUCAAGGGCUUCGCUGGAUUCUUCACUACUUUCAGCGAGCUCCUGAAAUGCGAAGAGACGAAGACAUUGAGGAGCCUUUAAGAAGUUCCGCCUGUCCAAGACUUUCGACCUAA